Messenger RNA from Nicotiana tabacum (common tobacco), 430 nucleotides. NCBI's taxonomy places the organism in Eukaryota, Viridiplantae, Streptophyta, Magnoliopsida, Solanales, Solanaceae. The record is from RefSeq and is a predicted model, not a curated record.
CAGAUAUCAGGAGAGAUAGAGAGAGAGGGCAAAGGAGAAUAGGGAGGAAUGGGGGUAAUAACAACGGCAGUGAUAGCAAUAGCAGGUGUAAUUCUUGGUUGGAUAACCAUAGAGAUUGCCUGCAAACCUUGUCUCGAAAAGGACCGAGAAGCCAUUGAUCAAAACCUCAAUCCCGACUAUGGCCCUGAUGAUGACAUCCGGUCCCCUUUAAAUGCAAACCCAACUGAACAGUCUGCUUCAACUUCUGCUACUGCCGUCAAAAUUGUCUGAUCCUGUGCUAAGCAUUCUCUUGCUGGGCUCGUCACUUCCCUAAUUUCCUCGAUUGUCCACUUACGAAAUUUUAGUUUUGUGCUUGUUUUACAUUAUUUGAUUUCUUGAGAAUUCAUAUUUCAAUAUGUUCUGGACUUCUAUCCAUGGUUCUGUUUUUCUG